AUGGUGGACGAAAAAUAUAUAGGACUUGCGCUCGCAAUCUCGGGGACGUUUGCCAUCGGAGCCAGCUUUGUCGUCACGAAAAAGGGUCUCACUGCAGCCGCUCGACUCAGCGCUGGAUACGAAGAUGCGAGCGAAUACCGCUAUUUACAGAACCCCCUGUGGUGGGCCGGAAUGAUUCUAAUGGUCAGCGGCGAACUUGCAAACUUUGCGGCAUACGCAUUUGCUCCUCCGAUUCUGGUAACACCUAUUGGAUCCCUGAGCGUCAUCAUUGGUGCCAUUCUUGCUUCGCUAUUCCUCAAAGAAGAACUGGGUCCAAUCGGUCGAGUAGGGUGUGCAUUAUGCAUUGUCGGUUCCGUGAUUAUUAUCCUGCACGCACCAGCGGAUAAGGACAUUCAGACUGUGGACGAAAUCCUUCAGUACGCUAUCCAACCGGGCUUCCUGCUCUACUCAUUCACGGUUCUCGUCUUUUCUCUCUUCAUGAUUUAUUGGGUGGCACCGACCUAUGGAAAACGCAUUCCACUCGUGUACAUCUCCAUCUGUUCACUGGUUGGAUCCAUGUCCAUCAUGGCUAUCAAAGGCUUUGGCAUCGCUCUAAAGCUCACCUUCGCUGGCAACAAUCAGCUCACCCAUCCGAGCACCUACGUGUUCGGCAUCGUCGUCGCAGUCUGCAUCUUGGUCCAGAUGAACUUCUUCAACAAGGCUCUAGCAACCUUUUCGACCAAUGUGGUCAACCCAACUUAUUUUGUUACAUUUACGACCAGCGUUAUUAUCGCUUCAACAAUCCUGUUCCAGGGUUUCAACACCGCCAAUAGUACCACGACCUUUACCCUCCUAGCUGGAUUUGUCGUAACAUUCCUCGGCGUUCACCUACUCAACAUUUCUCGUAUCCCAGAGCCUCCGCCAUUGGUAACCGACCACGAGCCGUUGGCAAGCGCCGCGCUCGAAACAGGGGUUAUGCUACCCCGCAUGAGCAUCUCUGGUAAUCUGUCGCAGGAUGGCUGGCCUCCAUCGACCGGUGUGGCCUUCCACGGAGGGCACUCUCGACGUGGUAGCAUCAAUCGUGCACCGCACGGACCUCAACGUACGCACUCUGUCGCCUUUUCCGAAGAGGAUGGUGCCGUUCGAAUGGAGAGGCUCAGAGAAGAUGAAGAAGACUACGAUGCAGAUGAACGGACGAGGUUGACGGGAAAUUCUGAUGAGCUACCACGAUCCAGACCCUCACCGUUAUCGUCGCACAGGGAAAGGCCGCCACGGAUAGAUGGCCAAACGUGA
Messenger RNA from Serendipita indica DSM 11827, 1272 nucleotides. NCBI's taxonomy places the organism in Eukaryota, Fungi, Basidiomycota, Agaricomycetes, Sebacinales, Serendipitaceae. The record is from the annotation of a GenBank genome assembly.